UACCACAAGAUUCCUUCAUGUUGCCUUUAUAGCCUUACCCACCAUCCCUGGUAUAACCCCUGACAACCACUAUUCUGUUCUCCAUUUCUAUAGUUUUGUCAUUUCAAGAAUGUUCUGUAAAUGUAAUCCUACAAUAGGUAACCUUUUAGUCUUUGGCUCAGCAUAAUUCUUUCUUGAUUCAUCCAAGUUGUUGCAUGUGUCAGUAGUUCAUUCCUUUUUGUUACUGAUUAGUAUUCCUUGGUAUGGAUGCAGCACAUAAAGGCUCUUUAAGAACAUCGUUCACUUAACUCGCCCCUCUUUCAUCUUUCUUCUCUCUUCCCCUGUCUUCCCAGCAAUGCCGAGUGAGUAUCCCUGUGCAAAACUGAGAAGCGAAUGCUCGAGACCCUCCCUGCAAUGGUAUACCCGAGCUCAGAGCAAGAUGCGAAGACCCAACUUGUUGUUAAAAGACAUUUUCAAGUGUAUAUUGCUUGUGUUUGGAGUGUGGAUCCUUUAUAUCCUCAAGUUAAAUUAUACUACUGAAGAAUGUGAUAUGAAAAAAAUGCAUUAUGUGGACCCCGACCGCAUAAAGAGAGCUCAGAGGUACGCGCAGCAAGUCUUGCAAAAGGAGUGCCGACCCCGGUUUGCCAAGAAGGCCAUGGCGCAGCUGUUCGGGCACAGGUACAGCUCGGACUUGCUGCCCUUCCUGAAGAAGACCCCCAGGGUGAACGAGGCCGAGUACCAGUACGACCCCCCUUUCGGCUUCCGCAAGUUCCCCGGUGAAGUCCAGAGCCUCCUGGAGCUGCUGCCUGAGCACGACCUGCCUGCGCACCUGAAGGCCAAGAGCUGCAGGCGGUGCGUGGUCAUCGGAAGCGGCGGGAUACUCCAUGGGCUAGCGCUGGGCCCCGUCCUCAACCAGUUCGAUGUGGUGAUAAGGUUAAACAAUGCACCAGUUGAGGGAUAUUCAGAGCAUGUUGGAAAUAAAACUACUAUAAGGAUGACUUAUCCAGAGGGUGCUCCACUGUCUGACUUCGAAUAUUAUUCCAAUGACUUGUUUGUUGCUGUUUUAUUUAAGAGUGUUGACUUCAACUGGCUUCAAGCAAUGGUAAAAAACGAAACCCUGCCGUUUUGGGUACGACUCUUCUUUUGGAAGCAGGUGGCAGAAAAAAUUCCAUUACAGCCAAAACAUUUCAGGAUUUUGAAUCCGGUUAUUAUCAAAGAGACUGCCUUUGACAUCCUUCAAUAUUCAGAGCCUCAGUCAAGGUUCUGGGGCCGAGAUAAGAACAUCCCCACGAUUGGUGUCAUUGCUGUUGUCUUAGCCACACAUCUCUGUGAUGAAGUCAGUUUGGCAGGCUUUGGAUAUAACCUCAAACAACCCCAAACACCGUUGCAUUACUUUGACAAUCUCUGCAUGGCUGCCAUGAACUUUCAGACCAUGCAUAACGUGAAGAUGGAGACCGAGCUGCUCCUAAAGUUGGUCAAAGAGGGUGUGGUCAAGGACCUCAGCGGAGGCAUCUACUGCGAGUUUUGAACACAGAAAACCUCACUGGAAAUGCACCUCUGACUCUGAGGGCCAGUUUCCAUGGCCUUCUUGAAGUAUUUCAUCCUGCAAUUACUUUGAAGUGCAGCUGGUGUUUUUAACUUUUAAUUUAAAAGACGAAAAACAGUCUUGUUCUUCCCACUCCCCCCCCCUUAUUUAUUUGAGGUGUUUUUGCACAAAAUUUUGUAAAUGAAUCUUGGGAAUUGAAUUGGAAAGACUUUUCUAAGAGAAUUGUGUGUAAUGAUGUUUCGUUGUAUUUUUAGACAGUUAUUUGAUUUGUAAGGACCCUGCCCAUGUCUAGCGCACAUAGAAUAGCAGGUAGUUAAGUGGAAGGAGAGGGGAGGCCAGUAGUUUAAGGAGGGCCCUGAAUGCCUGAUUCUAGGCCUUGCUGCUCUGUGUAGCGGGAGAGAUGGAGCCACUGUCAGGAUGACGUGCUCAGGAGCUAAACCACUUUCUGGCCUGGCCACGCUGCAGUGUGAGGCUGGGCUGGUCGGAGAAGUUCACAGUUCCUCUCUGUUGGUCUGCUUCCUGCCAGGAGGCCUGCAGGAACCAACCAGAGGAUCUGUCCUAAAGGUCCCUGGUCAGGCCGGGAAGUGACACAAGACAUUUCCUGUGUCUUCCCAGCACCGUGAACCUGCUCUGGGCCGCAGUGUACAUUAUUUUCCCCGCAAUUAUCGCAACUUUGCAUUUCUUGGGAGUUUCUAACUGCCCUUCCAAAGCACUUAAAUGUUAAUCUAAGAUGUUUCACUGUCCAUCCUAGGUGGCUUAUACAAAUUAGGGCAAAACCUCUGUCAUCCAGAGUCGUGGAAAAAUAAGCCCUUUCCAAGAAUAACCACGUUUUCGGAAACACUGAAAUGAAAUUUUCCCAGUAUUAUAAAUUGCCUAUUGUAAAAAUUAUUUUUUGAAUGCCUGACUGGCAGUAUGUACCAGGCAGUGUGCUGGCCAAGAAAAAAACAAAACGUUUUUGAGGAGCUCUCACAGUAUAGUUAAUUGAGUGCAGUGCUUUAAAAAAAAAAAAAAAAAAGUCUACCUGAGAUAUCCUUUUUGGAUGCUGCUAGAUGGGGACCUCACUGUGGAUGCCAGCAGUGAGGGACCGAGGAUGAAGGCUGCCUUGUCCUACGAGGGGUCCCAGGCAGCUGCAAACCCGUCUGGAGAGGGCGGUCGGUGGCAGCUUCUUCCCGGAGAACAGGCUUGUGCAGCUCUCAUCUCUGAAUUGCUCCAGCCUUUAAAGUGAGAGACCCGCUGGGUCUCUGUCCUCCCUCCUCGCUCCUGCUGCCGCCUCGCCCUCAGCCCGCGCCUCUCCACCUGCUUCUGCAGCUCCCGUGCGGCUGGCACCCCGCGCCCACUCUGAUGUCGUCUGUGUCUGCCGCCCCCUGGACGUACGCAGGCCGGGGAGCCGGGCCGUGGCGUUCCCACAGAGUCCCCUGGGUCUCCGGGGCUCUGGGCCAUGCUCCGAUUAGCGGGUGUAACCAAAUGAUAUUUUUCUGGUUCUCUGUCUUACAGUUUUCCGUGGAUUUUACUGUUUAGAGAAGAUGCUUUAGAAUUCUCCCCAGUUAAGUGGAUUAAGGUUUGAAGGUUGAGACGCGGGAAGAUGGUCCGCAGCCGUCUUGUGGCUCAGGCGCGGGCAGGCCUAGACCACACACCUCCAGUCCCUCAUCCUUCAGGGGCUAGUUAAAGCCUGAUUUUUUUUUCUCUUAAGCCAGGGCUUGUAACUUCCUCAGACAACUUUCCCAGUGUUGUGAGCGCCGCCUCACGGGUACGUGUGGAUGUGUGUCCUUGCAAGGUUGCUGAGAAGUGUGUAGCUCAGUGCCCAGCAAACGUCACACCUGGUCCGUCCCACCCUCCUCAUCAAUAUGUCCCUUUCUGCACCCUCAGCUUUCAGUUGCCAGCAGGCAGUAGGUGCCCUAAAGGAGUAAAAAGAUGUAUUUUUUAGACCUUUUAUGGAGUCCCCCAGCCAACUGGAGUUGAUCAGAGGCCGCUCCAGGGACGUUAGCACUUUGGCUGUUGCUUGUUGCUUCUGGGCUGCCCCUUCCUUACCCCCCCCCUCACUUUUCUGGAAACAGACCUCUAGGUGCUGCAGGUGUCACCAGGUUGAUCUCUAGUAACUCAGGUUUCGCCAUCACUCUUCCAACUUCCCACAGCUUUGCAGGCGCACACGCAUCCCUCUCGCAUGGGUUUUGAGGCAACUUAGGACCAUUUACACGUUCUGUGUAUUUUAACAUACUUAUUACUGGAACUUGGAGCCACAGAAAAUAUCAGUGAACUUUACUGUGUGUUUUUGUCUCUAUUUUUAUUUUUUGUUUUUUGGUUUGUUUUCUUUCUACAGAAAGCAUGUUCUCUCCAGACCUAGUGGGCCUUAGAGAAAUGCUGUGGCACUGGGAUGGUACCACCCAAUGACAUACCUCAUGUUUUUAGGCAAACACUAAAUUGGGAUCUGGACAAGGUCGUGUAUUCUAGGUGCUACCUUGCCUGCUUCAUUGUUCCUUUUGUGUCACACUGAUUUUUUUUUCAUUUCCCAAGAAUAUAUUAAUAAGCAUAGACAAUGCCUGUUUCCACAGAACUGGGGGGUUGAGGAGGCAGCUCAUCUGUUGGACCCAUAGGUUAAGUUGUCAAACCAGCUUUUUGACUGGACCGCUCGUGUUGACAGUCCUGUUUGUGGGGUAGACGGGGGCUUCAUUGUAAAAGAAAAAGCAGUGGUCACACCUGGUCUCCCCGGGUUAUUAAAGAUUUCUAAAACCAAGGACCACCUUGUCUUAGCUACAUUCUAACUCCAGCGCGUUGGGACUUGAUAUGAGAGGGACUGUCGAAUUCGCCUUAUUGUCUCGAGAAACUUUCAGAUCAGCAUUGUAGGUUGAUUGCGAAACGGUGACUUAGUCUCCUCCCUGGCAGGUUUACAGCACCCGAUUGUGGGUUAUUUCUCACCUUUUCUUGGGGACACUUCAUUGAGUCCAUUGGAAAGGAAGAAAAGGAACAGUGCCUGUGAUUUAGCUGAACACCCCUCAGAAUGAAGUGAGCCCUUAGUGUGCUUGAGGAGCGAGCAAGAGCCAUGUGACACCAGGGCUUUCCGUCAUUCACGCACAUGGUAGCAAAGCUUCCCUCAAAGGGCCCUGUGUUUGCUGCCCCUGUGACCAACGCCCUCUUCAAAGGCACUGACCCUCCGGGACCAGUCGGCUCUUAGCCCAGAACACGGACAACCAGGGAAGCAAUCCCGUACCCAGAGUCCCCCCGAAAACAGGCCUCCCUGCCCUUCCCCUGGAGGCUGAGGCACCCUGGCCCAGCCUUCUGCAUCUUUACUCUUUCCUUUCCCACUGCCCAAGGCCUCUUUAGACAGCAUGGAUUUGUGUUUUCAAAACACAAAUGUGUUUAUCUGUAUUUACCUACAACCAACACUCCAUAUAGGACUGAAGCACAUUGGGAAGGAGAACUAUUCAUUAAACACACACACACUCAGAUUUUAUUGACUAGAAAUUAAUGUUCCCCAAAAGGAAAUUACAGUCUUAGUAGUUUGACCUUCAUUCUCGAAAUGAUUAAAUUGGACUAAUUUCCAGUAUUAAAUUUCAAUCCAUUUAGCCAGAAGAAAAGCAUCCAUAGCGGCCGGCUGUGGUGCAGCAAGAGUAAAUGGCAUGCUAUGAAAUUUAGUUCUAGCUUUUUUUAAAAGCAGAUUUUCCAGUGAGCUGUGUCCAGAAAGCAUGUAGGAAGGAAGACAAGUUUAUCAUUUCCUGUCUGGAAGAAGUGAGAUGACAAGUGUUGCGUUGGUGUCAGGCUGCCUGCCACCCAAGACUUGGCAGAUGUAGCUGAUACAGUUUUGUGCAGAUGGAAAUAUAACACGGUGAAUCUUCAGAAAAUCUAACUAUUAAAGAAACUGACUAUUAAGUAGAUACCUCAUAGCAACACUAGUAACUGUACACUGAAAAUCUGUAACUCCUAAAAGAGCAGUGUUUCCACUGCGUCCUCUGUUACCUGGCUUACAUUUUUUGACUUAUCGAAGAAAAUCAGUUCCAAGAAAAACUGAUAUUAAAAACGAUGAGUUCAUUUAAAAUGUUGGUUAGUUCCUUGAUUUGAAAAGAACACUCUAAAUUAUCAGACAGUGAUAAGAAUGUGACAGAUGACUUAAGGACAGAGCAUGUGCAAUGAGGGCCAGUUAAGGGCGAUUAAAAACAAUAGUCAAAUGCAAAAGUAGUGACACAUAACAUCAAGAUAUUCUAUCAGGCAAGCUCAUAUGGGGUGGGAAGAAAUUGGCCAUUAGCCCUAAAGCAAUGAGAAUUUGAGAGUACACCUCUAAGUUAUAAACCCUAAUAACAGAAUUUUAUACUUUAUCCCAUCUACAGAACCUAUAGCAAGGCAUUGCCUACCUUAGGUACUAAAUAUCUUUCAAUUUUAUUGGAUAUCUGUAAUGGAAUUUAAAGAUAGGCAGCUGAUAGCCUAAGCUUGACUGUAGUGGAGAGCUCUUGGGUCUAGAAGCUGGGUGAAGACGGUCUCUUAUGCUAAGAGGAACAGAAUGCAGGUAAUAAAGCAAUAAGUGAACACAGCCACUUUUUCUAUGUGUCAUUGUCCUAGAGAUUUCAAUGAUAUUUUAAAAGAAGACGCCAGAAGCUGAGCAGGCCUGUCUAAUGGCUGUAUACAUUAUCCAUACGUUUAGAAAAAUAACAUUGCUGAAGUAUCCAAAACAGGUACGUACCUUGUCUUUUCAGAGACCUGCUGCGUGGUUGUGAUUUAUAAUAAGUACAUAUUUUCUGGCACAGAGCUCCCCAAACCCUUGGAAUGCCCUAAGCAGUGAGAGUGAUAAAGGUGUCUGUUGCUGUUAGUGAUGACUUUGGGAACUCAGCUAAGGAUGGCGGCUGGUUGCCAACGGAGCCAACGAUGUGAUGAGAGGGUUGGACCUUUCAGCCUCACCCCUGACCUCUGGGGAGGAGAGAGGGGCUGGAGGUUGAAUCAGUUGCCAGUGGCCAAUGAUUGUAUGAUGCCUGUGUAAUGAACCCCCCCCCCCAAAAAAAAACCCAAAAGGAUAGGGUUCAGAGAGCUUUGGGUUGGGGAGUACGUGGAGAUGUUGCAAAAUGGCGCAUGCGGAGAGCACAUAGAAGGGCCCCCCCUUUCGCCAUGCCUUGCCUCAUGCUUUUCCAUCUGGCUGUUCUGAGUCAUAUCUUUUUACAAUAAACCAGUGAUCUAGAAA
This is a messenger RNA of Miniopterus natalensis, 6686 nucleotides long. NCBI's taxonomy places the organism in Eukaryota, Metazoa, Chordata, Mammalia, Chiroptera, Miniopteridae. The record is from RefSeq and is a predicted model, not a curated record.